Paralichthys olivaceus (Japanese flounder) is the source of this 1801-nucleotide messenger RNA. RefSeq names its product ribosomal protein S6 kinase related b (gene rskrb). Lineage: Eukaryota; Metazoa; Chordata; Actinopteri; Pleuronectiformes; Paralichthyidae. The record is from RefSeq and is a predicted model, not a curated record. Gene Ontology annotation, biological process: protein phosphorylation. Gene Ontology annotation, molecular function: ATP binding; protein serine/threonine kinase activity.
GUCGCCAUAUCUAUCAGGUUUUUUGCAGGAUAUCCCGAUCACCUGCGGUCUGCCGACACCAGGGCGCCAGUUCACGCUUUAAAGCCUCAAACUCGUGCGUGUGAUGUACGUGUGACUGCGUGUGUGGAGCCGUGAGGACGAGCACGACAAUGUGAGGACGGAUGAGGAGCGGAUCCAGAGCUGAUGUCCUGACGGGCUGAUGGGGGCCGACGGCAGCAAACACAGGAAGAGGCCCACUGAAGGGCAGGAGGAAGAGCGCUUCCCAUCUGGAUGGCGUGGUUUCCUCUCCAGCAUGGGUCUGUCAAUCCCAGCAGCCCUAUGUCGCCUGGCCCCACCUGGCCUGCGCCUGGGCCAGCACCGAAUGCUCCAUGGCAAGACCCCUGACAUCCCAGAGCACGUCCUGAGGUUGGCGGGAGUCGGCCCAGAAAAGCUGAGAGCAGAGUGGAGCCUGCCGGGGUUCAUUAGUAUGUUCCUGCCUGAAUUCCCCCACAGAACCGUGCCUGGGCACGAACACUUUCAGGUGUUGGGUUAUAUCGCCAAAGGUUCAUUUGGACCCAUUCUGAAAGUAAAGGACAAGGCCAAACGGAAAACAUACGCUGUCAAAGUUAUACCUAAAUCAGAGAUUCUAAGACUUGGGGUCUUAGAGCAGUCAAAAGAAGAAGUCAUAGUCCAGCGUCAGGUUCGCCACCCAUUUGUCCAUGACCUCGAGGACUGCUGGCAGACACAGCGCCACCUCUACAUUAUGUGUGACUACUGUAGCACAGGAGACCUGUACACCUACUGGCAGAUGAUUGGUCAGUUCACAGAGGAGACAGUACGUGUGUUUGCAGCAGAGUUGGGAUGUGCGCUCGGCUUUCUGCACGACUUUGGGAUCAUUCACAGAGAUGUGAAGAUGGAGAAUAUUCUGCUGACAGACAACGGACACCUCCGCUUAGCUGACUUUGGUUUGUCCCGUCGCCUGGAGAGAGGAGGACGAGCCUUUACAAUCUGUGGAACAAUCCAAUACAUGGCCCCAGAGGUGCUGAGUGGUGGGCCCUAUAACCACGCAGCUGAUUGGUGGUCGCUGGGGAUUCUGUUUUUCUCAUUGGUUACUGGGAAGUUCCCUAUGCCUCCAGAACUAGACCACUGCAGUAUGCUGAGGAAAGUGCGGGGUUUCCCCUAUGAAAUGCCCCUAAGCUUCAGCCCCCCAUUUGCCUUGCUAAUAACCGAGCUUUUGUGCAAGACUCCCGCCCGCCGUCUCAGGACCAUCGAUCGUUUCAAACGACAAACCUUCUUCCACGGAACAACCUUCGACCUCGCUCUGCUGCAGCGCCAGCCCAUAGAGGUGAUUCUGGAGCUGAGAGAGAGGCCAGACCGAGCCGCCAAAGCUCGACGAGGCCUCACCUUGUCUCUGCAGCCUCUUAAAGGCUUCGACUAUGACUCCCUGCUCAGCCCUCCAGCCACACCGGACAAACAGCUGGACGCCGACACAAAAACUCACACUGUUGCACCACUGCCCGGCCCGGCACGACCACUGCAGCUCACUCAGGAAAAUGGCCCACACAGAGAAGUGUUUGUGUGAUGGACUGUGAGUUUACAGGAUGAUAAUUCACCACGCUGAAGGUAAAGGACAACAGCAGUGUACAUCUGCGCACUUCUUACUCACCCUGACAAACUGGUGUGGUGCACCUUGUAAAAUGUCUUAUUCAGUAAAAGCCAAAAAUAGCUGAUUAAGAUUUAAGUGGAUCUUUAGUUUUAAAAAGAAAAGAUUCAGUUAAGUAAAAAUCAGCACAUCCCCUAAUCGGCAAAGUUAUUAUUUUUU